Molecule: messenger RNA, 3327 nt
Organism: Colletotrichum navitas
Lineage: Eukaryota; Fungi; Ascomycota; Sordariomycetes; Glomerellales; Glomerellaceae
Product: NF-X1 type zinc finger protein
Exons: 3
Coding region: 1-3327 (1108 amino acids)
Biological process (GO): negative regulation of transcription by RNA polymerase II
Cellular component (GO): nucleus
Molecular function (GO): DNA-binding transcription factor activity, RNA polymerase II-specific; RNA polymerase II transcription regulatory region sequence-specific DNA binding; zinc ion binding
Source: RefSeq, a predicted model, not a curated record
AUGUCUGAAGGUGCAUCGGCGCAGACGCAGACGCAGACUCAAACUAAUUCGUCGGCCAGAGGAGGUUCUCAGCCUGGCCGGAGAGGCAGGUCAGGAAGAGGGAGAGGCGAAAGAGGCAAUGCUCGUGGUGGUCGGCGGGGUGGCGGUAGGAACUCUGCCCCCCAGCCUCAGAACCAAGAUCAGCCAGCAUCAGCCCUCGAAACCGCGCCGGUAAACCCGUCGGAGACCCCAUCAUUCAGCUCAGGGAGAAGGGGCAGAGGCCGUGGCGGCGGCGGCGGCGGUGGUAGUCGAGGCGGCCGACUUGGCGGUGCCGUGCGUGGUGGGGCUGUUCCCGGAACCCAGAGGACGUUCGGCGGUAGUUUGACAGCAAACACCAAUGCGGACGGAUCAGAGGGGCCUGGAAUGAGUGCGGAUGCUCCAGACUUCGUCCCUGGGCAGCCCGUCGUCCAAAGAGGCAGGCAAGCCCCGAAGCAGAAGAAGCCUCAAUAUCCGCUGGCGCCAAAGUCUGCGGCUGCAGACUUGCCAACGCGGAUUCAUGAGGACAUCAGUAACGGACAGUAUGAGUGCGUCAUCUGUUCGAGUGAAGUGCUACGGCCAUCUCGAGUGUGGUCCUGCGGGCUAUGUUGGACAGUUUUGCACUUGACGUGUGUCAAGAAGUGGUUCAAUAGUCAGCUGAAGAAGGAUGACGACACACGGUCUUGGCGCUGCCCGGGUUGCAACUCCAGUUUGACCGAGGAGCCAUCGUCUUACCAUUGCUGGUGCGGCAAGGAUAUCAGCCCUCGAAACGUCCCUGGCUUGCCUCCUCACUCUUGCGGACAGACAUGCUCGAAGCCCAGAGCGACAUGCCCUCACCCAUGCUCCCUUGAAUGCCACGCUGGCCCAUGUCCGCCAUGCACAUUGAUGGGACCGACGCAGUCCUGCUUCUGCGGCAAGCAUGAGGUGACGAAGCGAUGCAGCGAGACCGAUUAUGGCAAUGGGUGGAGCUGCAAGGAGAUCUGCGAAGACCUGCUGCCAUGCGGCGAGCACUUUUGCUCUGCCCCAUGCCAUCCUGGCCUGUGCGGCAACUGCGAACUUCCCGUGCAGGCAAGAUGCUACUGCGGAAAGGAACAUAAGGAAAUCUCAUGCGACCGCCGCGGCGACCUCCAGAUGUCAUUCAACUAUGGGCAGGUGUCCAGCUCUGACGCCGAAGACGUCUCCGAGGGCAGCUGGUUCGACGGAUCUUUCGACUGCGGCGCGACCUGUGAAAGGGAGUACGAUUGCGGUCUCCACAAGUGCGAGAAGGCUUGCCAUCCCCAGGACGAGAUACCAGCUCAUUGUCCAUCGGCCCCGGAUGUGGUUUUGAACUGUCCUUGCGGUAAGACGCCUCUGGAUGAGCUUCUCGAUCGGCCGAGGCAAUCCUGUGAGGACAAGAUUCCUCACUGCAAGAAGACGUGCGACAAGACCUUGUUGUGCGGCCACAAAUGCAUCGACACAUGCCACACCGGCCCCUGCAGCCCCUGCUUCCAGAAGGCGGAUAUCUCCUGCCGAUGUGGCCGAACCGUGAGCUCUUCCCUGUGUCACCAGGGCGAGAUCGCCACGCCCAUGUGCAUGAGAGUCUGCCAGGCCCAGCUCAACUGCGGCCGCCACAAGUGCGGCGAGCGCUGCUGCUCCGGGGAGAAGAAGGCCAUCGAGAGACAAGCCGCGCGGAAGAAGCACAGACAGCAACAGGCUUCUGACGAGGUCGAAGCCGAACAUAUCUGCCUCCGCGUCUGCGGAAGGACGUUGAAGUGCGGGACCCAUCAGUGCUCUCAGAUCUGCCACUCUGGGCCAUGCCCGAGCUGUCUUGAGGCUGUCUUCGAAGAGAUCAGCUGCGCGUGCGGCAGAACCGUCCUGCAACCCCCCCAGCCUUGCGGCACCCGACCCCCUGAGUGCCGCUUCGACUGCAGGAGAGCACCGCCUUGCGGCCACCCCACGGUGAAGCACAACUGCCACCCCGACGACGUUCCCUGCCCCAAGUGUCCUUUCCUCGUGGAGAAGGCCUGCAUUUGCGGCAAGCAGAGGAUGAAGAAUAGACCGUGCUGGUUGGAGGAGGUCCGUUGUGGUCUCCCUUGCGGCAAGAAGCUCAAGUGCGGCACCCACACCUGCAGGAAGGAGUGCCAUCGCCCAGGCGAAUGCGAGGAUGUCGAUAUCCCUGGUUCUCACUGCGCCCAGCCCUGCGGCAAGACGCGCAAAUCCUGUGACCACUCGUGCCAGGACGCCUGCCAUGCCCCCUAUCCAUGCAAGGAGGAUCGGCCUUGCCAGGGCAAGACUUUUAUUACCUGCGACUGCCAGCACCGCAAGAAGGAGGUGAAGUGCCUCGCGACCAAGACCAACCCGACUCCGGAACGCGACGUUCUCAAGUGCGACGACGAGUGCCUCCGCCUCCAGCGCAACCAGCGCCUCGCCGUCGCGCUCAACGUCGAUCCGGACCACACGGACGACCACAUCCCCUACUCGGACACGACCCUCAAGCUCUUCCGCGAGCUCUCCUCCACCUGGGCGCAGAACCAGGAGCGCGAGUUCCGCGUCUUCGCCUCGGAGCCCUCGGAGAAGCGCCUUCGCUUCAAGCCCAUGCCGUCCUUCCAGCGCGCCUUCCUGCACGCCCUCGCCGAGGACUUUGGCUUCGACUCGGAGAGCCAGGACCCGGAGCCGCACCGUCACGUCUCCAUAUUCAAGACGCCGCGCUUCGUCUCGGCACCCAAGAAGACGUUGGCGCAGUGCGUCAAGAUCCGCAGCGACGCCGCCAAAUCAGCCGCCUCGGCCGCAGCAGCGUCUUCGUCGGCUGCCACCGCCUCUGCGCUGGAACCCUUCAACGCCCUCCUGCUCGCAGCGCCGCGCUUCGGCCUGACGAUCGACGAGGUCGAGUCCGCCCUCGCCAGCCACCUGAAAGCCCACAAUACCCUCUCUUUCAAGACCUCCUUCCUCCCCUCGGAGGAGAUCCUCAUCCGCGCCGUCCCUGUUACGUCGUGGGGUACGACGCCUUCGGCCGUCGAGGCUAGCCUCGCGUCACUGAAGCCCCUCGUCGCACGAACCGCGACCAAGGAAGGCAUUGCCGCCGGCGUGACCAUGGUCCACGCCGAUGCGAGCCUCAACGUUCUCCGCCGCGAGUCCUCGGGCGACGGCGGCAGCGGUGGGUGGAACGCCGUCGUCGGCCGCGCCGCGGCGCCGCGUAGGAACCUUGCGCCCAAGCCUGCCGUGGACGCGCGCCCCGCCAGCGGCUUCGUCAGCUUCUCGAGGCUGGCGAGGAAGAAGGUUGUCGAGGACUCUGUCGCGGACGACUGGGAAGCCGCCGCCGACAGCGACGAGUGA